GGGGGGCGGGGACCAGUCAGUCAGUCCGCCGUGAGCCGCCGCCAGCGUCGCACGUGCCGUCCGCGUUGUGUAGUGAUGUGCUGAUCGUGCAGUGAAUUGUGAACCGUUUUAAACUGGAGAAGGAUAAUUUGCUGUGGAGCAACAUGCUCACCUCCAGUAACCAAUAUUUACGCCCGGAUUACCUGUCACCGCUGCCAACCACUCUCGACGCGAAAAAGAGUCCGCUGGCACUACUGGCGCAAACAUGCAGCGCUAUCGGUGCCGAUACGCCGAACCCGAAGCUCAUCUCCGCUGCCGAGAAAGCCAGCAAGAAAUACGAUGAUAAGCCCACACACAUCGACAACAAGCCAAGUUUUAAGCCUUAUGAAUCGUGCCUGACGUCGAGAGAAAAGACUAGAACUCCGGAGGAUAGAGUGUCUGUAAAUCCUAGUUCUAAAACGCCUUCAUCUAAAGGAAGUGCCUCAACAACACCGGUGCAAGCGCGCUGUAGCAGCAACCAAAGUUCGUCGUCCCAGAGAACCUCGCCCCCUGUGCAUCGCAAAACUCCGUCUGAAAAAUCUGAGGAAAGAUCCAGUCCCAUCAGUUCACCCGUCACAUCUAAAUCUGAUUCAACAUCGACUUCUAAGUUACCAUAUUCUUCUAGUAAUUUACCGUCCAACGCAGAUACCAAAGAACCGUCGAGCUUCAAACCCAGUGUACCUGUCUCUACUUCCGCUUUCCUGGGCGGUUUACCUCAUUCUGGAUUCCCGUUGCCAAUGGAUAUAAUGACGAGCAGUCUAAUGGCAGCUCAACAUCAGGCCCUAAAGAAUGGUUUAAACCCAUAUCUGGCAUACGCAAGAAUGAAGGCACCAGGUAGUGACUUGGGCAUAUGCCGCGACCCAUACUGCACGGGAUGCUCUUUAAGUUCUCACCUGCUAAAAUCUGCUGUAUGUCCUGCCGGAUGUUCUCAGUGUGACCACGCAAAAACUCCGUUCCAACUGCCUACCGGGCAUCCCGCUGCCGCUGCGUACGCUCACGCUCAACUGGCGGCUUUAGCAGCUGCGUCACAACUGCCCUUCGUCUGUAGCUGGAUGGCCGGAGACUCCGCAUAUUGUGGCAAAAGAUUCUCAACUUCUGAAGAGCUACUUCAACACCUGAGAUCGCACACAGCAAGUGGAGAAUCGAGUCCGAGCUUAUCAAUGUUGAGUGCGACUCAUCCGCUGCUUCAGAGGACGUACCCCACGCCACCGCUGUCACCGCUCACUCCUCGGUUUCACCCGUACAGCAAGCCGUCGCACCUGGUGUCGUCACCGCCGCUGCCUUUUCCGCUGCCGCCUCACCCGUCCCUGGCGGCGUAUUUCCCCUCGUAUUCGCUGUUCGGUCCGCGGCCGCUGCAUCCUUGAGGACCAUCGGCGCUCCACGCUCAUAAAAAGGGGGGCGCCGAACAUUAACGCCCAUGCAUAGACAUUCGAAACUGAAGAGUGUAAAUAUAACUUAGUGAUCUUCUAGUUUCUAGUCGGCUCAUAUCAUCGAUGGAAGUGAUGGACCCCUCGGGGUGCGACAGCUGUGAUCUCUAUCUCGUAAUGUUCGUAAUAUUAUAGUGCACUGAGUACAAGCUCGCGUUCGCUUGAUUCCGCGUGAGUGGAUUUUAUUUUAUAAUUAGCUUAAAAUUUGUGUACCAAAUCAAUAGCUAUGUAAUUUAUAGGUUCUAAGUUGUUGCAAAUAUUGAGGAUUGUUACUUGUGUUUCUAUGUUUAAUUAUUUUAACCGAUUUAGGUGACUACGUUUUAAUAUUGUAUAACUACUACAAUUUUGCGUUGUUGCGGCAUAAUGUAAGUUUCAAUUUAUUUAUUAGUCUGCAAUACAAUAUCACUAAAGAUAAUAAUAUGAUUUUAUAGUUAAAUUUUAAUCUAAACGCACGAUGUUAAAGCGAGUACUGCUCGAAAUGAAAAUAUUGAGGUAUAAAUAUUGUGCCGCAGGCUCGAGUGUAAACUGUAAUUAAUAUAUCCUGCUCUCAAUAUCUGUUGACGAAUUAUUUGUUGUUACAAUAUGAACAUACAAAAUCAAAUAUAUACGUAAUUAUUUAAUUUCA
Messenger RNA from Aricia agestis (brown argus), 2070 nucleotides. RefSeq names its product zinc finger protein Elbow-like (gene elB). The transcript is spliced from 2 exons. Gene Ontology annotation, cellular component: nucleus. The record is from RefSeq and is a predicted model, not a curated record. Bases 144 to 1382 code for a protein of 412 amino acids. Lineage: Eukaryota; Metazoa; Arthropoda; Insecta; Lepidoptera; Lycaenidae. Gene Ontology annotation, biological process: negative regulation of DNA-templated transcription.